AUGGUCUCAUCAACCAGUCCACAGAGCAAAUUUAUCCGCAAAAACCACUUCAAUAGAGCCAGGAGAACGCCACCAGUUGCCCCUCAGCCUACACCUCCUACCACUGCCCCUGGGUCACCAUCCUUUAUCCCCAUUCCUGCUCUAUCAGUGGAUGAGGAAGCUGCACACAUACAGCAGUCCGAAAGCAUUGAGAGCCUUGCUGACGACCACGCAUCUCCCCGAUCUCUGCUAUCACUCCCGUCCUCUAGUCUACCAUCACACGGAAACCUCCUAGCUCUGGUGAUCACACCCAUGAACACCAACCCCGAUACCUCUCAGCUCAAAGGCAACAAGGUUGCGGCCUCAAACAAGAAACCAGCUGGUCUUACGAACCCCCCUGGGGCCGGCCCCCUCCAACCCCAGAUAUACAAAGCACCCGACCAAGGCCUUUCCUGUGCCAUCAAAGUCAAAUGGAACAAGAAAAAGGGUACCAAAGCUUGGGUCUUCUUGCACUCCCCCCGCCACAAGCCAAAUAAUCAAGAGAAGCACAACAAGGCAAAAGCCCUCAUAGGCAAGAUCAUGCACAGAGACAUUGGGGACUUCACCCUAAGCCAACCCAUUGCAGACACCUCCAAUGACAAACCCCCCAUCAACUCAGCAUACCCCCACUGCUACUUGCUAUCAGCUCCGGAGGACCCCUCCAUUGUAGACUCUGUCCUCAAUUUUGGACCCCUAGUCUCCACGGAGGAGAUCAUGCUCCAUAUUUGUCCCUUUGCACCCAGCAACCCCAAGUUCAUCGGCACAGUACAGCACUUUAACCUCACGAGCAGCAAAGCUGACACCGAGAUUGUUGAAACUCACGUCCGCAAACACAUCAGGGGACAAGCCAACAUCAGGGCAACCCUUGAUAUGCACUCCACAACAAAGGAUCCAAAGGAGCAGGACCAAAUUGUGAACUCAAUCACCGCUGUUCCCUUCAGCAUCAACACAUCCCGCUCCUCCCAAAUGCUGCUCUGGAACAUCUAUUUUUGA
Coniophora puteana RWD-64-598 SS2 is the source of this 1011-nucleotide messenger RNA. RefSeq lists its product as uncharacterized. The coding region runs from base 1 to 1011 and encodes 336 amino acids. Lineage: Eukaryota; Fungi; Basidiomycota; Agaricomycetes; Boletales; Coniophoraceae. The transcript is spliced from 2 exons. The record is from RefSeq and is a predicted model, not a curated record.